CACCAGUAGGCUACACUACUUCAGCUGUGCAGUUCGGUGUGAGAAGUGUUGUCCUGUGUGGGCCUUUCCUUUCACAACAAAACUGGAAAGAUCGACCAAAACAUCGUGUUUGAUUGUCCUGAGGAGUCUCAAAUGAAAGAUAUUCAAUCAUUUCCGAUAAGUCUGUGUUUUAGUUGCCUUAUUUCAGUCUGCCUUAUAGUGUCGGCUCUUUUAUACAAACAAAAUAUUUGUAAAUGUAAUUAUCGUGGUCAGUUUGGAUGCUGAAAAUACUGGGAGGUUGGGUGUCUUUGCGGAGCUUGAUGAGAGUGGACUUCAGCAGUGACAGGUACGCCACAUGGUUUAGCUAAGCCCACGCGUAGUGGCUUACCAUUUCACACUUCCGCGACUGGGUUCGAGUUGUUUUCUUCCUCCAUGGUUCGAGGAACAAAACUCUGAAUUGUGGAUUUAUCUCUCGCACCGAAGAUCACAGCGUCCGUGCACACCUUUCUCGGUUUCUGAUCAGUUCUUUUUGAGACAUCAACAGGCUGCUUAAAGCAAUCUUAGACCACACUGCAUGCCUGAUGCAAUUCAGGCUUUUAUCAUAUGACUCGAAAUCUGGCUGACCAUUUCUUUCAAAAACAUGUCAUCAUUUCGAUCCGGACAAUCAGAAGGAAAUCAGUCAGUCGAGUUCUCCGCCAAAAACAGGAACAAGCUUCCCGCCAAAAACAGGCACACCGAACUCAACCACACGUACGACUCGGUCAAAUCACCACCAGUGCCCAAGAAACGUGAUUCCAUCGGUGGCGGUUACGUCAUUCCAGCAAGAAGGUUCGCCCAACAAGAGGACCCAACCGAACACUACGUUAAUGCGCCGAGGAAUCCCCAGGCUAGAAACUUGAAGAUUGGGGGGCGGGAAGGUCUGCCACCUCAGGUGCCACCAGUAGGAAUAAAGCCAAGGACGCCAAAACGAGAGGGUAAAGUCAAUGCCAAUUCUCCUCGUCCACAAAGGAGAUCUGAAUUUGAUCCACCAACAACCAUGGGGAACCUUCAAGGCAUCCUUGAAAGCAGGAUGAAUUUUGUAAUCCCCAUCCCCAGUGUGAGACUGACCAACAGCUCGACAGCCGAAGCCGACCCGCGAAGCAGGGGUCAAAUACCGAUACCGAGGUUUCAGAAGGACCGAAGACUGGGGCCUUCGAGGCAAAUCACAGUGCCGUUCUCUGGAGCUGUAAGGCACCCAACCUCCAGGUCGUUGACCACGGGGUUUCUCAGGGAGCUGGAGACUGUCGACCCGGUCUUGGGUGGUAUCUUCCAGCAGUGCGGGGAUACCAUGGAGCGAUACGCUAAGCAGGUAGCUAAUGGGCGUCUGAUCUUCACCUCCGAUCGUUUCGCGUGUGGGAUGUUCGACCACCGUGGGGGUUAUCUCCCCCUGCCUGCCCACAAAGUAUCGCUCUACGUUACCCCUCAUGCGAUCGUGGGAGACGAGCAAGAGCCUAUCUUUGUUUACGUCCUUCCCGAAUCCACCCAAGAGAUUCUAGUCUUUGAGAAUGGUGAGGAGGUUAUAAGCUCUACCAUCGUUUGUGGUAGAACUGGACACAAAUUCUCUAGCGAUGUUGUUCUGUCUUUUCCAGUGUCGACACAUGGCCAAGAUAACUCUGUCGAUCAACAGGUCAUUAUCUGGGAGUACGGGAUGUCGACAGACGACAAACCCAAACAACAGGUUAUGGACAACAUCCUUGACUGUUUCUACUCCAUUCAAGACAACCGUUGUACCCUGAUGGUCAACCAAUUAGCACACUUCACUGUCAUCUCGAAGGCCGAACGACGGGCCGAGGGUUCCCGAUCUCACUAUCCGAACCCGUCUUCGGAUGAGUCCGUAAGCCUUCGGGUUGGCGUGUUUGGUCGGCAAAUAGCAGGGACGGGGAGUGCUCAGAUAAGAGUUAUAUUUUGGAAGGACAGUGAUUUGGAAACGAAGAGGAUAAUGUGUGAGGAGCAACGGGAUGGUUUCUCCAAGUUGGACCGGGUUAGGGUCAUGGUUAUCAACAGAUACCGCAAAGCAGUAUGGGUAACAGUCAUCAAUGUCAUACCAGGAUGGAACCUUCUAUCAAAAGACAAAGAGAAUUUUACGGUGGAGCACAUCCUCUCACAAAACCGCAAAGGUGGUCAUUUCCCAUCCUGUACGUUCGCCCUAUAUCGUGUCGGGGGUCCGGGGGCAACCAAUACCCCUCAUGUAGCAGCAUGCACCAUUGAGGUCUCACAAGACGGUGGGGACGAAGAUGAUGAGAACGAGGGUGAUACCAUACAGUUGGUGGCAAUAGUUGAAGGCGUUGCAACCAAUCAGCAAGCGGUUUGUGAUCCUGAUAAACCCUCAGUCCCUCCACGAACACAACUCAAGGAUUCUGGCGCUUUACCGGGGCUGCAGGACGAACCUUCCCCUGGAAAGGGCCUCAAAGCACCCAUCAGAUCAUUCCCUGUGACGCCCAUCGUUAAACCACCCGCUUGCCUGAGAUACAAAAUACUUGGGGAGUUGGCUCUUCACUUAGAGGUGAGCGACAUCUCUGGCCGUUGCUGGAAGCUCCUAGCUAAGAACAUGGGACUCUCUGCUCCAAACAUCUGCUGUCUGAGUGAGAGGUACCUCUGCCCUGGGGAGGCUUUGAUUAAUUGGUACCUAGGCCAACAGGUGGCCAUCGUUGCACCACGUGAGGCACUUCGUAGACUCUUGGAUCUCUUCAGAGAAAUGAAAUGGCCAGAACUCCAAUCCAUUAUGGUCAAAGAGCUCAGGCUUACAGAGAAUCAAAAUCAAGGACUCACUUCGUCUACACAUCUGAAGAUCUAUGAGAUAAUUGAUGAUGACAACCACAGCCAAUCUCCUGGAAGAAGUGUCUCCCAGAAAACUGAGGUUCAAACUCCAUCUAGAUGUUUAAACCUAGGAGAGAAGCUUAACAAAGGAAAGAGCUUGAUCCCUAGUCCCAGAUUGUCCGCAAAACAGAUUUCAAGAGGUGAUCAUGAUAAGGAAGAGCAAACCGGUUGGACGGGACCCACUGAAGUGCCAGGUGAUCACCAAGACGAACCUCCUUCUCAACGGGAUUAUGACUUCGGGAGUCAAAGAUCUGAAAAGAUCAUAAGCCCAACGACAAGUCCAAAAGGAUUCUCAUACGAUGAGCACAAUGUAGCCUCGUGUGUUAAAGAGUCUACUCCGCAAGAACCUGAACAAUCCAAGAAUUCCAGGGUACCAGCCAUUAUGGUGUCAGGUGCCAUGUCCCAUGACAUCACUCCCGAAGAAGAAAACCCAUAUCUUCAGCCUAAUAGAAAAAAGGUGCAAUUACCCAUUCAUCAUGGACAAUCAUCACAAAGUGCAAGACUGAAAAGCGAUUGUCAAAAAACUAAAAUACCAGUUCCACCCGCUCGGUCUUCUUCUUUUAUGAUGAAGAAAGGAAAAGGUGCUUCGAGACGACCUCCCAAUGUCACAGUGCGAGAUACCUCAUUGGUUGACUCUAAAUCACAUUCAAAAUCACUGAUUUCCAUCAAAGAUAUGUCAACAGAAAAGCAGAAUGAACAUAAAAGAACGUAUAACACUUCGGUAAUCCCACUUGUGCACCCAAAUCAGGAUUACAGAGCUCCUGAGAACCUGCAACGAGACACUGAUUCAGAUCUUGAGGACAACAGCCCAGAUGAAAGUACCCAAGGCAUUGCACUGCAAGAUGCCCCUUCAUUUCAAACAAAACUAAAGAAACUCCACAAAGUUGUCAAGAGGAACCUGAAGAAGAAGCCCAAGGAGGACCUAGAGAGACAACCAAGACAAGACGCCCUGGAGAGACGACCAAGACAAGAUGACCUGGAGAGACGACCAAGGCAAGACAGUCUCCCUCUUGAUGAUUCAACCCAGGAGGCCAUCUAUGAUGACAUCGAUGGCUGCUUUAAUCAAGAGAAAGUGCUCACAAUGGCCGAUGCAUCUGGAGAGCAACAGUAUGGAGAGCACCGAAAGCAACUGUCUAAGGACCUUCUGGCAAAACUCACCCAAACCACAGUAUCAAAACAGCCACUCAUCCCAUCGAGAUCCAAAUUUUGCACGGAAGCUCAAGGAGUAAAUGGGAAUGAUGUUGCAGUUGGAUUGCCAGGUAUAGGUGCUGGAACUACAUGGAACCGGUCCAGUAAGUCUCAACACAGUACAGAUGACAUGAUAAGCUAUGAAGACACUUCGAUGUAUGAAGUUGGCGCUCAACCUGAUGCAAAACUCUCUCCAAAUAAAUCCUUACCAAAAGAUACAAAACCAUGCGCGAUAACUGCAGAUAUGGAAUGCUACGAAGACAUCUGCACAUUUCAGAAGCAAGUCGCAAACCUGAUCACACUGGCCCUAACCAAGAAUUUGCCAAAUCUUCUACCCUUUGUGUUACCCUCUGCACAAACGGAUGACAAGGAAUGCUAUGGCAAUGCCAGUACACCAGUGUACAGAACCGGAACCGCCCAGCUCAAACCAGUUCCCAAAGUGACCGGAACCGACCGGCUCAAACCAGUUCCCAAAGUGAAAAAGAUACCAUCUUUUCCUCCACGGGCAUCACCAACUAAACAACAGGCAGCAGUCGAUGACAUGGUCAGCUAUGAGGAUGUCAGCAUACCCGAGUAUCCACAUGGUACAACUAGUGAACAAUUCAAACUGGUUUCCAAAACAAAAACUGUUCCCCAAAUUCCAACUCGAAAAAACAUGGACUAUCGCCUCCCAACAGAUGACAUGGUUACUUACGAAGAUGUUACAACUCCAUGUGAUCCAGAUUGCGCCAGAAUGGAUCAGUUAAAACCGGUUUCCAGGAAGGAAAUGCCAAACGUUACUCGGACUGUGACCGAUGAAAUGACGACCUACGAAGACGUCACUAAACCCGAGUCUCAUAUUGGAACUAGAAAACCAAUACGCCAGAAAAAGUUACCAGCUAUACCUUCUCGUGGUGUUGACAAUCCCCGCACAGCAUUUGCGUACACCAAAGAUGCUUUCAACACAUCUGAGCCUUCGACCAGAAUAGAACACGCUAAAUCGGUUCCCAAAGCUCUAGUAAUUCCACCACGAUAUCCUGAUGCAGCACCUGAAGACAACUAUGAAGACAUCAGCAUCCCAGUAAAUCUCACUGGACAGACCAAAGGCAAGAAAUUACCAACGAUACCACCUUGUGAUGAAGUGCGACCUUUUGCUGACCACCACACUACAACUAGAACUGACCAGUUCCAGCCGGUUCAGGGAAGGCAAUCACCAGUUAUUCCUCCUCGGAAUCCAGAAAGAUCCCAUGUGGCAACUGAUGACAUGGUAAGCUAUGACAACGUUACUGUUCCUGAGCAUCACGUAAAAGAGGCAAGAGAUUUCAAACCAGCUUCUAAAAAGAAAGUACCGGCAGUACCGCCCAUACCGCCCCGAGAAUAUUUCAAACCUGCUUCAGAAUACGACACGAUCGCUUCAGGAGAAGUCAGGAACUUGGACUAUCCAAACGAAGCCAGGAUGAACCAGUUCAAAGUCUUGCCAACACAUGGCACACCACCAUGCAAAACUGAUGACAUGACAAAUUAUGAAGACAUGAAUAGGGUCAAGAAUCCAGCUAGAACCAGAUCUGACCAGCACAGUUACCCAAUUGUAACUCCAGAUAACAUGCCAGGUUAUGAAGACAUGACCGUGCCUCAGUAUCCGGAUGGAACUGGAUCUGACCCGAUCAAGGUGGUCAGAACAAACACAGGGAAGUUGAUGCCAGUCCGUGUAUUUGUCCCAAAACAAAAAUAAAAAAUACUAGUAACUACGAACACUACAUGUAUAUGUGCAUACAAGAAUGCAAGAAAAUUGCCUCAAAUUUUGAGUUGUUUGUGCCUAACUAUGGUAGCUUUUAUAGAAAAAGGUGCAGAUAUGUAGUUCAAAAGCUAGCUACCUGAAGAAAAACAUGUUUGAGAACAUACCUUUGCAAAAGUGUUCAUAAAGGCGAGUAUUUAGACUUCUUAGAAGGACAACAAGCUAAAAAACAGCAAGUCCUAAUAACUUUGGGCUUCUGGUGGAUAAUCUGGUAUUAUAACUUGGCGCUUCUUUAGACCCUUUUAAAGGAUUUGGGUACUUUUUGUAACACAAAACAAUGUCCACAAGUU
Molecule: messenger RNA, 6087 nt
Organism: Asterias rubens (European starfish)
Lineage: Eukaryota; Metazoa; Echinodermata; Asteroidea; Forcipulatida; Asteriidae
Exons: 8
Coding region: 620-5734 (1704 amino acids)
Source: RefSeq, a predicted model, not a curated record